AUGUUUUUGCUAUUUUUUCAAAAAGUUCUCGUCAAUGAGACUGGUUAUCAAGAACUUACAGGUAAUUUAAAUCCAGGCCAAUAUGAAAUUGAAUGCUACGGAGCACAGGGCGGAAAUUACUGUGAGGGAAACCAAAUAUCAAAAAAUGGAGGAGCUGGAGCAUACGCAUAUGCAAAAAUUAAAGUAGAAAAUCAAGCAAUUCCGUAUAGAAUCGAAAUUGGAGAAAAAGGAAAAGAAAACUGUAAUAAUAAUAUAAAUGCAGGAAGUCGACCAGAUGGUGGCGAUCCUGGUGCCACUGAUGUAAGUGAAAUUCCAGGAGGCGGUGGUGGGUCCACACGAGUUAUCUUAAAUAAUAAUUAUUAUAUUGUUGCCGCAGGAUGUUCUGGUGCGACAUCAUUUGUUGAUGGUUCCCCAGGAGGUGGAGACAAUUACUGUUUUUACAAAGCCCAAUCUGGUUCAUAUGGACGAACCAAUGAUAAGAGUUACAUGACAGAAAAUCGAAAUGGAGAAAAAGGAGGCAUUUUUGAUCUUUUUAGCGAUAAAGUUACAGGAAGUGGUGGUGGAGGGGGCUGUUUAGGUGGCAAAGGAGGUUAUAAUAAUCCUAAUUCGCUCAGUGUUGGCGUUAGCGGUUCAUCUUGCAUCAUUUCUGACAAUUCUUUUAUCAAACAAGAAAUUUUUGAUGGACUAGAAAAACAAAAUUUCGGAAAUGGACGAGUUAUAAUCAAAUAUGAAUAUAGUUGUCCAUCAGGAUGUGAAACAUGUAGUAAUGAAAAUAAAUGUGGCUCAUGUAAGACCGGUUACUACAAAAAUGAAGGUAAAUGUGUGGAAAAUUGUGAUUCAGGUUAUUACCAAGAUUCGUCUACAUAUACUUGCACCAGAUGCACUGUUCCGAAUUGCAAAUCAUGUUCACGAAGUCCUUCGAUUUGCGAUUCAUGCACAGUUCCAAACUGUAAUUCAUGCAAAUCCGAUGCUUCAAUAUGUGAAUCUUGCUCACAUCCUUAUGUUUUAUCGGGUAAUGAAUGCAAACAAGAGUGUCCUGCAUCUUACUUCAAUGAUUCUUAUAUCUGCAAAGAAUGUAUCAAGAAUUGUUCGAGAUGUGACAAUAGCAUGACAUGCAGUCAAUGUUAUUCAAGUCAUGUUUUAUACAAAGGAAAAUGCGAAUAUACUUCAUGUCCUCCUUAUACUUAUCAGUUUGGAAAUGAAUGUAUUGAUUGCCCACCAAACUGUGAAAAAUGCAGUUAUGGAGAUACAUGUGACCUAUGUAAAAAAGACUACUUCCAGAAUGGUAAUGACUGCAUCAAUUCUUGUGGAGAUGGCUAUUAUCAAGACUCAACAAACCGAAAGUGCACUGCAUGUGAUGUUUUAAAUUGUAAAUCAUGUCCAGGUAACCCUUCGGUGUGUGAUUCAUGCAAGUAUCCUUUUGUUUUACAUCAACAAAAUUGUGGUCAAAUAGAAUGCCCAAGCCACUAUUUUAAUGACUCAUUUAUCUGUAAAGAGUGUAGCAAGAACUGUUUAAAUUGCAGCUCAAUGUACAAUUGCACUUCAUGCAAGUCAGCAAAUAUGCGUAUUAACAAAAAAGGAAAUUGUACAAAUCUGAUAACUGCUUCAUAUGAUGAUCUUUUUGAAAUUCAGCCUGUAAAGAGAAAGAUCCAAAAGAAUAGAAAUAAUUGGUCAUAA
Messenger RNA from Trichomonas vaginalis G3, 1677 nucleotides. RefSeq names its product serine-type endopeptidase protein. The record is from RefSeq and is a predicted model, not a curated record. The transcript has a single exon. Lineage: Eukaryota; Parabasalia; Trichomonadida; Trichomonadidae. Bases 1 to 1677 code for a protein of 558 amino acids.